This is a messenger RNA of Vespula vulgaris, 1651 nucleotides long. RefSeq names its product sorting and assembly machinery component 50 homolog B. Gene Ontology annotation, cellular component: outer membrane; SAM complex. The record is from RefSeq and is a predicted model, not a curated record. The transcript is spliced from 8 exons. Lineage: Eukaryota; Metazoa; Arthropoda; Insecta; Hymenoptera; Vespidae. Gene Ontology annotation, biological process: protein insertion into mitochondrial outer membrane; mitochondrial respiratory chain complex assembly. Bases 153 to 1622 code for a protein of 489 amino acids.
AGUUCCUAGCACGAACUUUCGUUUGUUCCGUGCUUAAUUAAAAAAAAUUAGAGACGUGUUUUUAUAAAUACCGUUAUACACAGAAACGUCUAUAAAAUUUUCAUUUUUAUUACUUGUUACUUUCUUAAACCAAGUUGUGAAUAAAAGCAAAAAUGGGAACAGUUUAUGCUAAGGAUCAGGGUACACCAAAAAAUAUGGAUCAACAUUUCACGAGUAAAAUGAUGCAUAAAAAACAAAACGAAUUACAAGAUUCACAUUAUAAUAAAGAACAGGAUUUUGAAAAACAUCAAAACAUGCAGACACGAGUAAUUCAUUUACAAACCAUAAAAGCACGUGUUGACAAAAUACAUAUUGAUGGACUUGGCCGUACAAAGGAUGAUAUAAUAAAAUCACAAGUUUCAGAACUUUUUAAAGCUCAUGAUUUUCAAGAAGUUAUUAUGCGUGCUCAUAAAGUACGAGGGAAAUUGGAGGCUUUAGGAUGCUUUAAGAAUAUUGGAAUCUUUAUUGAUAUAAGUGAAGGUCCUAAUGCUACCCCAGAAGGUGUAGAAGUUACUUUCACUGUUCGAGAAAUGAAACGUCUAAUGGGAUCAGUAAAUACUAUGGUUGGUAAUAAUGAAGGAUCAGUUAUUAUUGGAGCAAAAGCUCCUAAUAUUUUUGGAAGAGGAGAAAAAGUUCAAGUAGAAUAUGCAUAUGGCAAUAAGAGCUCGACUAAUAUAAAUAUCUCAGCUAUUAAACCACUUUUGGACGACUGGUUGCAUACAAUAUUAACAGGUAGCUUAUACAGCACAUCAAGUGAUUUUCCAUGGUCUGGAUAUACAGAGAGAGAUAAUGGGCUUUUACUAGAUGUAGCUUGCAAUUCUGGAGCAAUAAAUAUAUUAAAACAUAAUUUUCAAUAUGAAGCAUCAUUCAGACAAGUUAGUUGCUCUAGACAGGCAUCAUUUAGUGUUCGUGAACAAUGUGGUCCAAGCUUAAAAUCUGCCUUAAGACACAUUUGUUCACUUGAUAAAAGAGAUGCUAAACUAUUUCCAACUAGAGGAAAUCUUAUCCAAUUUUCAAGCGAAGUUGCUGGUUUAGGUGGAGAUAUUGGAUUUAUAAAAAAUGAACUUCUGAUGCAGAGCAAUUGGUCACCACAUAAAUAUCUUACGUUCCAACUGGCUGCUCAAGCAGGAUUAUUAAGAAGUAUUAACAAUGAUAUGAAAAUAAGUAUUAUUGACCACUUUUUCUUGGGUGGGCCCUUAAAUGUUAGGGGUUUUGACAUUAGAGGUUGCGGCCCUCGUAAUGAAGGUAAUGCUGUAGGCGGUGACGUAUAUUGGGCAGCUGCUUUACAUGUUUAUACACCUCUUCCAUUCAGGCCAGGUCGUAAUGGUUUUGGUGAUCUAUUCAAACUACAUGGUUUUAUCAAUGGUGGUAAUCUUUCUAAUUUUACUGCUAAACUUGCUAAUAAUUAUAAAGAAAAUAUGAAGAUAUUCACAGAUAAUGUUCGUUGUUCUGUUGGAGCAGGAAUUGCGAUGGAGCUUGGAAGUGUUGCAAGAGUAGAAUUAAAUGUAAUAAUGCCUUUAUUAUUUGUUAGAAACGAUGCAUUGCGACAGUUUCAAUUUGGUAUUGGUGUACAGUACUUAUGAACAAAUUAUAUUUUGAUAUAGUAAUUGUA